This is a messenger RNA of Penicillium paradoxum, 816 nucleotides long. Its product is annotated as ribose-5-phosphate isomerase RKI1. Gene Ontology annotation, molecular function: ribose-5-phosphate isomerase activity. Bases 1 to 816 code for a protein of 271 amino acids. The transcript has 2 exons. The record is from RefSeq and is a predicted model, not a curated record. NCBI's taxonomy places the organism in Eukaryota, Fungi, Ascomycota, Eurotiomycetes, Eurotiales, Aspergillaceae. Gene Ontology annotation, biological process: D-ribose metabolic process; pentose-phosphate shunt, non-oxidative branch. Gene Ontology annotation, cellular component: intracellular membrane-bounded organelle.
AUGUCCGCCCUCGAAGAAGCUAAGCGCGCUGCCGCCAAGGUCGCCGUUGACAAGCACUACCCCAAGGAUGCCCGCUGGGUCGGUAUUGGCAGUGGUACAACGAUCGUGUACGUCGUCGAGGCGAUCAAGGCCCUCGGCGUUGACACUUCUGCCACCAAGUACAUCCCCACUGGUUACCAGUCCAAGCAGGUGAUUAUCAAUGCGGGAUUCACUGCUGUGGAAUUCGAUGCCAUCCCCCAGGGCACUAUUCUCGACGUGGCCUUCGACGGCGCGGACGAGGUUGACGAGGAUAUGAACUGCAUCAAGGGCGGCGGUGCAUGCUUGUUCCAGGAGAAGAUCGUCGCCAUGCAGGCGAAGGAGUUUAUCUGUGUUGCAGACCACCGCAAGCUUCAACCCCGUCUCCUCACAAACUGGAAAUCGAUCCCCAUCGAGGUCGCUCCGAUCGCUGCCCACCGCGUUAUCACCAAGCUGAAGGAGCUUGGCAGUAUCAACCCCGCCAUCCGCCCCUCUGCAACUGCCAAGGAGGGUCCUCUCAAGACCGAUCAGGGCUUCUUCCUCAUUGAUGCUCCCUUCAAGCCCUUGUUGAUCAAGGCUGAUAUUGAGGCUGGCCAGAGCGGGAACGGCGAGGAUGGUGUGUGGGCGGUUGAGGUGUUGGCUCGUAAGAUCAAUGAGAUCUCGGGUGUUCUUGAGGUCGGUAUCUUCAGUGGUUUGACCGGACCUCAAGCUACUGCUGCCGGCGGUAUUGGUGGUCAGCGACCCGUUGCGGCCUACUUCGGUAUGGCUGAUGGGUCAGUCGCUGUCCGCAAGGCCGAGUAA